Epithele typhae is the source of this 960-nucleotide messenger RNA. Its product is annotated as aldo/keto reductase. Bases 1 to 960 code for a protein of 319 amino acids. The transcript is spliced from 9 exons. The record is from RefSeq and is a predicted model, not a curated record. Lineage: Eukaryota; Fungi; Basidiomycota; Agaricomycetes; Polyporales; Epitheliaceae. Gene Ontology annotation, cellular component: cytoplasm.
AUGAUUACCGCCGUCAAGAUUGGCUUUGGCGAUUCUGCGGUUGCCAUAGGCAGGAUCGGUCAUGGCUUGAUGAUGAUAACGUGGCGCGAUCCUAACUACCCGGUCCCCGAUGAGGAUGCGUUCGAAGCUAUCAAGGCUGGCGUCGACUCCAUGCCCCCCGGCGUGAAGAUGAUGCUUAACAGCGGCGAGUUCUACGGCCCCAACCUCAGCACCGCGAACCUCAAAAUGCUCUCACGGUUCUAUGCCAAGGCAGCGAACCUCCGACGGAGCGUGACGAACAUCAACGCGGAGCUGGGCGGGAUCAAGAAGAUGGACCUGUAUGAGAUGGCCCGCGUCCCGCAGAACGUGCCGCUCGAGGAGGCUAUAUCGACGCUCGCCGCACUUAAGACCGAGGGUCACUUCCAGCACCUCGGCAUGUCCGAAUGCAGCGCGGCGACACUGCGCAAGGCGCACGCGAUUCUCCCCGUCAGCAUCGUCGAGACUGAAGUUAGCCUGUGGUCGUACGAGGAGGAGACGAAGAAGGUCCUCGCUGUCGCCAAGGGGCUCGGGAUCGUGGUGGCCGCCUACUCUCCACUUGGCCGUGGAUUCCUCGCGGGAUCUAUCAAGAGUGGAAAUGAAAUUCCUGCUGGCGACAUCCGCCGCAACUAUACUCGAUUCAACGACGAAUACGUCCAACACAACCUGGCACUUGUCGAGGCCCUCGAGGCUCUCGCGGCGAAGAAGGGCGUCACUCCCGCGCAACUUGCCAUCGCCUGGGUCAUCAGCCGCGGGGACCAUGUGGUCCCAUCCCCGGCUCUUCGUAAGAACGCGAAACGCAACCUCGAGAAUCUCGCGGCCGCUGAGAUCAAGCUCACCGACGCGGACCUCGCGGAGGUUGACCAAAUUUUGACAGACACGCCAAUCAGAGGCGGUCGCGCCAACGACGCUGUUGAUCCGAAAUUGCUGGGUCUCUGGGCAUGA